CACAAAGCUACUAGCAACUACAGAUAACAAGAAUAUGGAAUCUUGUAGUGGAAUAAACUGUGCUGAUACUGCUAUCGAGAAGAAGUAUUUAACCGUACAGGUCACUGUCUGAAAGUGAUUCCUGUAUGCCUGGAUUGUGUAGCUUAUUAAGUGUCCUAUGCGAGGUCAUUAUUUACUGAAUCUGGAUGAGAUGUCAUUAUCUGAGAUUGUGCAGCAUUUAAACCAUGAGGAUUACACCACAGUGGCCAGUAUGGUGGCCUAUGUUGAGAGGAUCAGUGAGGGGAAGGAUAGUCGGGUCAUGGCUGAUAUCAGGGAGUUAGGUGGUGUUCCUGCAGUUAUAGACCUCUUAGGUCACCCAAUACCAGACAUUCACCAUAGUGCUGUUAAUAUCUUGUGGAAUAUGGCUUACAGACAGCCCAACGAUGAUGGAAACUUGGCAAUCAAAAAUGCCGGUGGUAUUCCAGCAUUAAUAAGACUACUUCGAUCUACCUCAGACGAUGAUGUCAAAGAAAUUGUCACUGGAACGCUCUGGAAUCUUUCUUCUGAUGAGAAAUUAAAAACUGCCAUCUUAGAUGAUGGCUUAACAGUGAUGGUUAAGACGGUGAUAAUACCGGAAUCUGGUUGGCCGAAGAAUCAGGACAAUGACCAUGACAUUAGAUUAAGGACAACACCAUUCUCAGUUUCAUUUACAAAUGCAGCAGGUUGCCUCAGGAAUAUUAGCUCUGCUGGAUUAGAAUCACGUAAAAAAAUGAGAGAGUGUGAAGGCCUUGUUGAUUCUUGCAUGUAUGCAUUAAGAUCAGUUAGUGGAAGUCAACUACAUGAGCUACUAGAUUGCAAAGCAAUUGAACACUGUAUGUGUACGAUACAGAAUUUAUCUUAUCAUAUCGGUAGCGAAAUAUUCCAACAGGAGACGACGAAUUCACAUACUGCUAAUAUAAAGGAUAAUCAAGAUUUCAAAAUUGGUUGUUUCUCAUUUGGAAAGAAAAGUUCUAGCCCACGGGAUGAGAUUAUCCCCAUGGAAACCAGAAAUAGGAAGGAACCGCCACGAGGGAAAGAUUUACUAUGGCAACCAGAAGUGUGCAGACCCUACUUAUCAUUAUUAUCAGAAUGUUCCAAUCCUGAUACUCUGGAAGCGGCUGCUGGAACCGUCCAGAACUUGACAGCCUCGGAUUCAAGGUGGUCAGUUGAUAUUUGCUCUGAUGUCAGGAAAUCAAAGGGAUUACCGAUGUUUGUAGAAUUGUUGAAAAUAGAUGUGGAUACAGUCGUAAAUUCUGUUGCUAAGGCGAUGCAUAACCUUUGUCAGGAUCCUCGCAAUAAGGAGCUUAUUGGUAAAUAUGGGAUGGGUGAAUUAGUUCUAUGUUUGCCCGGUGGUGUUGGUAAGCCAAUACAGCACAAAUCAGAGGUAGUUGUUGCCAUUAUACAUUGUCUACAUCGCUUAGUUGUACACCAUAUAGACAAUGCAAGGGCACUCAGGAAUCUUAAUGGAGUGGACAAACUAAUUAAUAUAUCAGCCUCCUGGGGGAAGUACAGUGUGGCUGAAAUCGCAGCCGCAUCGCAGGUUUUGAUAAGUCUUUGGACUUUCAAGAAACUUAGACCAGUGUUCAAGAAAGAUGGCUGGAAUAGCCAAUAUUUCCAUCCACACCAACACUCCCAGGCACAGGCAAGAACUGUAAUAAACUCUGAGGACGAGUGCAUCAAGUGCAAUACAUGCUCCUCAGAGAGAGAAAAUAUCGAACAGGAUCAAGUCAGCGAACUCCCCCAGUUUAAACGAACUAGCAUGGUGCAGCGUAUUUUGGACAGUGACGAUAAUGCCACUGUCAUGACAGAUACCACCACGACGGAGAACGGAAUAAUGCGGGAAACAGAAUAUAUGACAGAGUCUGUAACCACGGAAAACGGAAGUGCAUCUGUAUACAUGGAACAGUUGAGGUUGCUGAGGCAAGAGAAUGAAGACUAUCGAUGGCAGAUGAGACACUUACGCAAAGAACUAGACAGAGUUUCAUUUCACAAUGUAGAACUUAUGCAACACAUUUCAAAACUGGAAGACAAAAUGAAAAAGGUUGAGCAAUUCCAGGCAGCAUCAAUGAAUAAUCACUUUGCUCACAGACAUAAGAUGCCUCCUAAUGUUCCACCUGUUCUAAACACUUGA
This is a messenger RNA of Saccoglossus kowalevskii, 2149 nucleotides long. RefSeq names its product catenin delta-2-like. Gene Ontology annotation, cellular component: cytoplasm; nucleus; plasma membrane. Lineage: Eukaryota; Metazoa; Hemichordata; Enteropneusta; Harrimaniidae. The record is from RefSeq and is a predicted model, not a curated record. Gene Ontology annotation, molecular function: protein binding. Gene Ontology annotation, biological process: cell-cell adhesion.